Messenger RNA from Olea europaea var. sylvestris, 570 nucleotides. RefSeq lists its product as uncharacterized. The record is from RefSeq and is a predicted model, not a curated record. Bases 1 to 570 code for a protein of 189 amino acids. Lineage: Eukaryota; Viridiplantae; Streptophyta; Magnoliopsida; Lamiales; Oleaceae. The transcript has 3 exons.
AUGGACGGCAACCCAAGGGAACACUGCAAUGCUAUCAUCUUAAGGAAUGGUAAAGUAGUUGAAGAACGCAAGCCUAAAGAGGUUGUGGUGCCUACAUCGGAUCCCAUCCUUCAGGGGAAAAGCAGACUCAAGAGCAGAAAACUGAGGUCUUCAAGAAAAUCCACAUCAACAUUCCCUUUUGCAAAAGCCUUGACCCAAAUGUCUAACUAUGUCAAGUUCUCAAAGGAGGUGAUGUCAAAGAAGAGAAAUUUGGAGGAGUUCGAGACUGUUAAGCUAACAGAGGAGUGUAGCACCAUACUUCAGAAGAAACUCCCUCACAAAUUGAAAGAUCCGGGUAGCUUCAACAUCCUGUGCAAUAUUGGUGGUAUCACAUUUGAUAGGACACUGUACAGAUCGAUUACAUAUCCCAAGGGCAUUAUUGAAGAUUUGUUAGUGAAGGUUGAUAAGUUCAUCUUUUCGGUGGACUUUGUGGUAUUGGACAAGGAGGAGGAUGAAAAAGUACUGUUGAUUCUUUGUCGACUUUUCCUGGCUAUUAGAAGAGCAUUGAUUGAUUGCAAGGAGGGAAGUUGA